This is a messenger RNA of Strongylocentrotus purpuratus (purple sea urchin), 8847 nucleotides long. RefSeq lists its product as uncharacterized. Bases 635 to 4048 code for a protein of 1137 amino acids. Gene Ontology annotation, molecular function: protein binding. The transcript has 3 exons. The record is from RefSeq and is a predicted model, not a curated record. Lineage: Eukaryota; Metazoa; Echinodermata; Echinoidea; Camarodonta; Strongylocentrotidae.
CAUUUGCAUAAUGCAUGAUGUGUCAUACUUGAUUCUACAACUAGCCAGGGUUUGCGAGCAGAGCACUGCAGCGGAGCGCAGGAGAGUGUGAGCAAGGAACGGGCAGGAAGCUUCUAUCUGGCAUGACUUCGAGUCAUUGAAUCCCUUCCCUCUAUCCUCGCCACACAAAGCUCUGAGCGCACUUAUACAGAGUAACCCUAUUGGCAAGACUCGCAAACAAGCGAUCAACUUACUCCAGACCUUCUACUGUGGUCUAAACCUCUAGUGAUCCCUUGCUGUAGGUCUGACCUAACUCGCAUGUUACGUUGUGCCCAUUGCUGUGGUCUUUGGAUAAGCCUGGUGUAUUGAACUCCUGGCAAUCAUAUCAUGUUUAAUUGGUGAAUUGGAAGCCAGUGAGAGUAAACAUACCUGUGGAUAAAACAAUUACAUUUGCUUUCAUUGGAAAUCUUAAUCAAACAAGGAGCUUGGACACUGAAGGAGAAAUAAUCAACAAGCCACAGGAAAUGAUAGCAACCAUUGACAGUACAACUCCACCUGUCUAGAAACCGGGUGCAAGAAGUUCACCACAGAUCUGUACAACAUCAAUUUAUGAGGACUUACCAGUGAUGAUCUACAUGAUCUACAUGAAAACACCAUGAAUGGGAUCAGUUUGAAUAUACUGCUUGCAGCUAGCAUCAUUGCUAGUCUUCUCAGCUCUGUCCUUUGCCAGGGCUGGAGACCAGCUUGUCCUAAGCCAUGUCGCUGCUCCUUAGAUCGUAGCCCUCAACAGACCUACAGCCUUGGACCAGGAGCCUAUAGGCAGGUUGACUGCCGCUAUGGCAACCUGUUUAAUGUACCCCCAAACCUUCCACCAGAUACUCAAGUGUUACUUCUCUCAAACAAUUUCAUCAACGCUAUCACUCCUUUAGAGUUGGAGCAGGUUCCUAACCUGAAAAAGCUGGACCUGUCUCACAAUUACAUUACAGAAAUUGCACCGGACACUUUCAAAUUCAAUGCUGAUUUGAAGAUGCUGAAUCUGGGAUGGAACCAGAUUGUUACUAUAGCUAAUACUGCAUUUGAUGGACUGAGCACCCUCUCCAGACUCCUGCUAUCAUCUAACCAGCUUGUUGAUGUUCCGAAUGCUAUUCAGAAUUUGAUAUCUUUGGUACUACUGGAGCUCUCUCGCAACCAGAUUGUGACAGUAAAUCAGAAUUCCUUUGCAGGACUUGGACAACUGCAAUUCUUAAAUCUACGAAGCAACCAACUAGAAAGUGUUGCUCCGCUCACUUUCAAUGAAUUAACAUCGCUGGUCAAUCUUCAUCUGACAGCAAACAAGUUGAAGGUCUUGCCUCCUAAUGUGUUUAGGAACUUGAACAACUUGGCUGAUAUCUCACUCGGUAUGAAUGACCUUGAACAGAUUCCAGCAUACAUCUUUUAUGGACUUAGAUCACUCAGACACAUUGACCUUCAUAACAACAAGCUGACUCAGCUACCGUCCACUCUCUUCCAAGGAAUGGCAGCACUGCAGGAGAUUGACCUCAAUGGUAACAAUAUCUUGAGUGUUCCUCCAACCCUUUUCAGAGGCCUUGUUAAUCUCCGGUCCUUUGAAUUCACUGGAAAUGACCUCCUUCAACCCUUACCUGUAAGCCUCUUCAAUGGUCUCCAAUCUCUAGAGAGUAUAGAUUUCCACCUGGUGCAGAAUAUUCCACCAGCUCUCUUCAGAUAUGUACCCCAGCUCACCAGUUUGGAGAUCACAGAAAGUGAUAUGCCUGUCCUGUCAGAUCAAAUAUUCCAAAACUUGCCUAAUUUACAAACCCUUAUUCUACGAGAUAAUGGCAUAGGAAUUAUUCCACCAGGUACGCUCAAUAGACUAUCAAAUUUAAGAACUUUAGAUUUGUCAGCCAACGCACUUACAUCCCUGAACGAAACAACAUUUGGUGCCAUUUACACUGUUAAGGAAUUGUUCCUGCAGGAUAACCUGAUCAAUUCGGUAUCACGUGGAGCAUUCAGCAGUAUGACUCAACUCCAGACCCUGAGGCUUGACAUUAAUUUUCUGAAAGAGUUACGAGCUGAUGCGAUGCCAGAAAAUGCUGCCUUAAAAACACUGCAGUUAGCUGAUAAUCCGCUGGAGCGUGUUGAUGGUGCAAUGUUUUCCAGACUUCCUAAUUUGUCUCAUAUGACAAUGGAUAGCAGAAGAUUAAUCUGUGAUUGUCACAUGUCAGAAUUCGCAAGGUGGAUGCAGAGAAAUCGAAACAAGAUUGACACGAGUGAACUUGUGUGUGGGACACCAUUUGGGGUCAGGAACAGACCUCUCUUGAAUAUGAUUUCAAAUCCUCGCAAUCCAUUCCGUUGCGCAUUUCCGGCUAUUACCACAUUACCUAAGACACAAAGAAAAACAGUGUCCACUGGUGCAACGUUCAUUCUUCCUUGCACGUUGACUGCUCAAGCUGCUGCAAGGACCAGAUGGCAACUUCCAAAUCGUCCGGGUCUUUCAGUCCCAUCUUACCGGCAGCAGGCCACUUAUGAUCCUAUCGGCCAUUUGAAAGUCAACGGUGACGGGUCCCUCGUGGUAUACAAUGCAAGUGCUGAGGACAGUGGGCUGUAUCAUUGUAACACAAGGAAUUCUAUGGGCUCUGACAACAUCACUUACGCUGUGGCUGUUCUUGCACCAAACGCUCCAACAGCGCCCGGUAUUCUGCCAAAAAUUCCUCCUGUAGAAUCUACAGCACAAGGAGACACAACAUUCUCGAUUCCAAAGCCCCAUCAACCCACCCGAGGCAUGCCACCUACUAGGAGAACCUACUUUGAACCAGCUCAACCAACUAUGGCUCCCCAAAGAAAUGAUACUGGAAAUGUUCGUCCUGCAAUUGGGGCGACAGUUAAAGCAAUGGGUCCCGGUCAAGGAGCAUCAAAAACCACACUUAACCCAUUGACCCUCGAUCCACGAACAGGAGAGCCUAAGAUGGCUGACAGAACUUUGGUUCCAACAUUUGCAUCAUGGACAACAAAACCUGCAGGGGAAAUAAUCCCAUGGGGAACUGCAAUGCCUCCACUCUUUGAAGGCUCUACUGAUACACCUUUAGGAACAAUUGUACCUAAUUUGCAAUGUAUUCCAAAUCCCUGUCGGAAUGGAGGCACAUGCAACAGGGUACCAAAUGAAAGCAGGGAAUCAGAAAGUGAAAACAUGAGUUCUGAAAAGUCACUGUUUGCUGUCUUUAAUGAUGCAUUUCGAUCACGAAAGCCACGGUCUGCAGAGAAAACAAUGAGAAAAUCAUUACCUCCGAGCAGGCAAAUUCGCUGCACAUGUCCCAAAAAGUAUGGAGGAUCUUUAUGCCAAAUCCUCAAGCCAGGUAACCCCACCAAGGUAGCUGUUGUGGAAUCCACUAAUGAUUUGAUUACUCUGAGUUGGUCACAAGCCGUCAAGGGUGAAAUCGCUGGUUACAGAGUGUUCUACAGCCUUGUUGGGGAUCGCACAGUAGUGAAGAGUAUUCCGAUUCAUCCAGAUGUCAACCUCUUCUCUAUGGGCAAACUAAAGAAGGAUUCCACAUACCGCAUCUGUGUGAUUGCAUUCAAUCAAGGGGGUGAAAGCUCUAUUGGAGAGGAAAACUGCAUCUGGGCGGAAACAGUAACACAAAAUAGGAACCCUAAUCCAAUAUUUAGCACCCAGUUCAUCGCUAUAGCAGCUGGUAUUAUCUCCUUGUUUGCUGUAGUCCUGUUUAGUGCUUACUGUUAUCUGCGGACAAAGAAAAAGCGAGACAACUUUGAAGAAGCUGUUGUUGUACAAAGGCCCGCACAGCAACGACCUGCAUCAGCUGCUGCAGAAGUGUUCAGAAGAAGCCUUCGAAGGCCAAUGGCUUCAUACUAUUCCAACAUGGAUGAUUUAAUGCUCAUAGACAUGAACCAACAAACAAACAGGCAAAUGUACAUGAAUCCAUUUGAUGCGCGGCAUUCUGCUAUGCUACACGACAUGGAGUCUCGAAGACCAACACAGAGUCAGAACGCUCCCAAAAUUUUUACAAAACCAAAUCAAAGACGAACUCUCCGUAUUCAAGAGGAUACUGUCUUAUGAUGAGCAGACAAGUCACAGUCUUAUGCAUCUUUUUUCACAAAAGAACAAAUGAACUUUUUCCUAAUAUUCAUGCAUUUAUACAUGUUUGUGUCUACAUGUAAGAAUGACUUAAGUUAUUUUCCCUUUUCUCAAGAAUUCUUUCAAAGCUAAUAUACUAAUACCAGUGCUGUUGUUUAACAAGAGCACAUACACGUAUUACUCCAAACAAAAUGUACUGACAUGGAAUCACUAUGGAAAUCAAAUUUUGAAUAGAUCACAUGGGAAAAUGACAGUGGAAAUAACAAUGCUGAAAUUUGUUAAUACAAAAAGAGACCUGCCGGGUGAUCAAACAUGUUUUAAAGCGAAAUGGUGGCCUUCUGAAUUGUGAAAAGUGAAUUUACAAAUGAAAAAGUUAAAACAAUUGUACCAAUAUCUUUUGCAUAUUAUCAUGCGUAGCUUGGUUCCCUUUAGUUUAUGUGCCUACUAUAUGGGGAUGCAUUUGGUAUUUACAUCACAGAGAUUUGAAAGCUAUUGGUAACUUUUUUGUGUGAUUUCAAAUGAGACCUAUACCCUUUUUUUUUAAACAUGGGCCAAAUACAUACUAUUGAGAAUACCGAACAUGCCUUUGUAUGCCUUGUAUUUGACUUACAAAACCCAUUGAUUAAUACUGUUAGCAAUAUUGCUAUAAUAUGUCAACUAAAACGAAGUGAGGUAAAGGUUAAAAGUAUAUGCAUAGUUUAUUGUUCUCAUUUUUACAAGGAUGGGAACAGACUUAAAAGUCACCCUGGUAUGGCAAAACAAUCAGUGUUAGUCCAAGGCAGUGACAAGAUAUACCAGAUACACGAUACAGGAGAUAAUGGGAUAAAGAUGGAUACAUAAUGUCAAGAGUAAUGAGUUUUGAACAUGAUUGUGGCUCUGCCAAAACAUGGAUGCCUUAAAAUAACUUGCCUGACUCAACAUUUGGCCGGGGUGCACAUCCUGAGGAGGGGUGAGUGAAGACUCCCCCGAAACCGCAGCUUUCCGAGGGUUUCCCCCCUCUUCUUCCUGUGUAUACAUGGAUCACUGCAGACUUACCUGGGCUCUACAAGUCCUCCUUGCUUUCCUCUCAGGAAACGAAACAUAUCUGAAGGGAGACUGACUCGUCGCAAGAAAGGGUUCAAGAACGGGCUGAUAGAACAAGUCUUGGGAUAUAGACCACAAUAGCAAGUUCAGCGACCAAUUGUAUCACUUCCACAAUUACUACUCACCAUUCUUAUUAGCCCUCCUCCAUUUCCCACUCCUCCUAUUAGCCUCUAUUUAUCCCCAUCUUCUUCAGACUCCUCCCACUAAAAAAUUGUUCUCAUUUUAUAUCCUUCAUAUUUGCUUUUAGUAUAUCAUCUGUUUAGAGCCAGAAGGGAGUUAACUCUGUGACAAAGUAUGUGAGUUAACACCCUUCUGGCUCCAAACAGACGAUAUGUACAACUAAAACAACAGCAACUUCUAUAACUACUACUACUACUACUAUAGAUUGCUUCAGAAGUUUCUAAUGCUAUAAACAUUGCUAUAAAUUGUACAAUUAACAUCAAUUCUUCUGAUCCUUUUCUACACUUUCAAUCAUAGCUAGUAGCUAAUGAUACAUCCUUGUUAGGUAAAUUAGACAACUAAAACAACAGCAACUUCUAUAACUACCACUACUACUAUAGAUUGCUUCAGAAGUUUCUAAUGCUAUAAACAUUGCUAUAAAUUGUACAAUUAACAUCAAUUCUUCUGAUCCUUUUCUACACUUUCAAUCAUAGCUAGUAGCUAAUGAUACAUCCUUGUUAGGUAAAUUAGACUUUGGUCAUGUGAUUCAACAAUCUUCUGCAGAUUAACUGUAAACUUUUACAAGUUUACAAACAGGUAUACCGGUAUUUAAAAUUUUAAAGAGGCAUUUUUAAAUAUUGACAAAUUGUUCUCCAAUUUUCAGCAUGCUAGAACUACAUGAUGUCAAACAUGGGACUUCUUUCAAUAUUGUUUAAUCAAAGACAUAUGACCAAAACACAUGUGAGCUUUGACAUACUAAUCUGCAUUCUUACAUGUAGACUAAUUUGAAGUUUGAAUGUCAAUGCUCUGAUAGAUGAACUGUACAAUAUAUUUCAAGAAGACAUAUUUCUUUGCUUCUCUCAUACAACCAUGAAAGUCUCAAAGAAGAUUACCUGAUUGAUGAUAGAUAAGUAAAUGACCAUUUCCUUGGCAAUCUAUAAAAACUUCAAGAUGCUUAUAUUUUGCAACAAAAUAUGCAUUUUUGAUAUAUUAAUUUUAUCCCGACUAGAAGAAAAGCUGAUAAUAGGAUCAGUGCAAAGACAGAAGGUCUAUUGAUUAUGCCGUCUUCAGAUGCAAAGUAUCCAAACUUUUGUUAAAGUCUCACAUAUUCUUUUCAGUUUUAUCUGAUCAAGGGAGCAAAGUUUAGAACAGGAAAAGCUAAACUUCCUCUGUAUCAUAUUAACUGAAAUACAAUUAAAAACACGAGGGGCUGGGGCCUUUAUCUCUAUCUUACAUCAUAUCAAUCCUCUGCUUAAAGUUUAUUCUUUUGACAGCCAUAACAGAUCUUGGGUCUAUAGAAUAUUGAAGACUUGUCAAAAAUUACGUUAUCGUUUGAAUGGUUUAGUAAAGGUUGCAUAAUUUUCUAUAUGAGAGAAUUCCAGUACAAGAGGUUCCUCAAUCUAAAAACUCAAUACAACUAAUCUCUGUCAGAACAUUAAAUUUCUGUAACUGCACAUUUAUGUCACAAUCUGAAAACCUUAGAGGGUUUUGUUCAAAAUCAAGAAUUUUGCCUACUAGACCCGAGUGGUUCCUGCAUUAAGUAUAUGGGAAGGAGAGGAAUUCAAUAGCCAACAAGUACCCUGUGGUUCAUAGAGUUGUCACUUUUUCCCAUACAGUAUAUGCUUAAGAGUGAUGUCGAAUGAUCAUUGUGAAUAUCAAAUGAACACAAUUAUUGUCAAGCCAAACCUUGAACAACUGUUGCAAUUUGGCAAAAUGCCUCAAUACAAGAUUCAAUAUUCAUAUUCACAGCUCAGUCUUUUCUUUAAUUUCCCCCAUUCUUGAACAAAAGAGCGAGAGUGACUAUGUGUCACAGGCCGUGUUGGGAACACCAAGUAUAUUUAGACUGGCUUAACCAACAGUUGACAUGUCUGAAGUUGGGGAACAGGAUGUGAAGGAACUUUCAAAGUUUUCAAGAAGUGCUCAAGAGCUGAUCAACCGACUAUUCCAAGGAUGCACAGAUUUCAAAUAAAUGAUAGAAUAAUCAGCAAAGUGGUAUGAAUACUUCGUACAAUGAGAGCUUCUGCAAUUUUCAAGAGUGCAACUGCAAUUUUCAAUUUCCUGUAUUUCCUCAAGGAAUGCUAAUAACAUAUUUUGUUCUUAUGCUUGAUAAUCGAGUAUCCAUAUAGUAAUGACAUUUGAAUGAUGAUACCAUCACUCUACAACUCUGUUACUUUGAGUUUUGAGUUCAUUACUACAGAUAGAUGAACAAGUUAUUUCAUCUGUUGAUAGCCAAAAGCAUAUUAACUCUGCAAAAGCAUAAUAAGGGAACACCCUUUUGGCUCUAAGCAGAUCAAAUAUUCUACUGUUGGUACACUGACAAGGGCAAAAUGCAUGGUCUCUCAUUACCUUCAUGACAUCCCUAAUAUAUCAUACCCCUACAUAUCUAUUAAAUGAGGUUAUCAUAAAAUAAGAAUCAGCCAGAAAUUUCAGACUUAACCCAUGUGAUAGAGCUUACUCCCACUUCAUAGCUCAACUCUAAUCUUGAAUACAAAUGAAGAAAUUGGAGAUCCCCUUAAACAACCUGUUGCAGUGGCAUUUGCACAAAUGAGGCCCAUAAGCCAUCUUGCCAACAUCAAAUUUCCUUAUAGAUAUUUUUAACUGCUUGGGAAGUUACAGUAGAUCUAUGUUGACAUUGGACAUAAAUAAGGGGGUAAUUAUUGUCUUGGCAACGAGGCACUGGUGUUCAAAACUAUUAAAGCUUUGGUCCAACGAAGGGAAAUAAUUCAUAUAUAGAACACAAAAUAAAGCCUUUUCAAGACUAAAAUGAGUUCUGGAAUUAGAUAAAGCAAAUUCAUAGCUAAGUUGGAUUCUACCAAAUGUUUUUUUUUCUUUUUCUUGGUAUUUCUCAAGUCCCUCCUUUUCCUUGGAUUAGAGCUGAUUAUCCUAUAUCAGAACUACUUUUCAUAUUCAUUUUCUUUCUCAUAUUCUCAAAAUGAUGUAGUAUAAAGAUGAAGAAACAAAGAAAAAAGAACAGAGGUAGGUUAAGAAAUUAUUACUCCAGCAAAAAAUAAGUCAGAAACGGAUAAAUUUGAAUUUGGUAAAAAAAGAAAAAUAUGACAAUGACUUAGUCACUAAAAAGUCAAGCAAUCCAACGUAGACACAAAUGACCAUUUGAAAUUGAAUUUGAUUGAUAUAAAUUUGUUAUAUCCUCAUGUUUGUAAAUAAUAUGAAGCAUGUAUACAUUGCUAUAAAAUUGAUGAACAUACAUGUAUAAAUACACAUACAUGUAUGAUCUGAUAUACAUGUACCGAUAUAUGUAUUCCAACAUAGUUUAUAUAAUAAAGGUGGAUAUUGGCAUAUGUAUUGAAUAUUUUUGUACCUAAAGCACAAUGUAAAUAAAGAUCACAUUUAUCUUGGAUUAACAAGGUGACAUGCUGUUCGAAGCUUCUGUAUGUAAAUAUUGUAAUGUAAAGAUACUAAGUAAUACUAUACUCCAUUGUCAUUGUACAUUGCAUUUGUAACUGUUUGGCAUCGUUCACUGCCAUUUUCUUCAUGCUGGCAUAUUUUGAUUAAAUAAAGAUUGUAUUAAAAUACACAGA